Messenger RNA from Plasmodium yoelii, 906 nucleotides. Its product is annotated as PIR protein. The record is from RefSeq and is a predicted model, not a curated record. The transcript has 3 exons. Bases 1 to 906 code for a protein of 301 amino acids. Lineage: Eukaryota; Apicomplexa; Aconoidasida; Haemosporida; Plasmodiidae.
AUGGAUAAGAAAGUGUGUGAAAAGUUCGAGAAUGUAUGGUAUAAAUUUCCUGAUAAAUUGGACAGUGAUAAUAAGUAUCAAUUUAAAAAAGAAAAUUUCUUAGAUGGAUAUUGUGAUAGUUAUAGUUGUGAUCAUGAUGUCGAAAAAAUUAAUGCCGGAUUUUUUUAUUUGCUUAAUCAAUUCUUUGGAAGUUCUGGGUCAUCGUAUUCUGCGCAAAAUAAUAUAAAUGUUGUUGAUUAUAUUAUUCUAUGGUUAAGUUAUAUGUUAAACCUAAAGAAAAGUGAACAAAAUAUGAGUAAUAUACAAUAUUUUUAUAGUACAACUAUAAAUAAUGAUAGGUAUAAAAAGUCUAUACCUGGUGUUACAGAGUAUAAAAGUUAUAAGGAUCUUAUAGAUGAAAAAAAAGAAUUGAUGGAUAUUUCUAAUGAAAAAAUGUCUAAAAUUUAUGUUUUAUUUAAAAUUUUAUGUAAUAUGUAUACUGAUUUUGAUAAAAACAAUCCAGAUUGCAAUAAACAUUCGGUAAAAGCUAAAGAAUUUGUUGAAGAAUAUAAAAAACUUAAGGAAGAUUAUAAUAUUACUGAAGAUGGUCCAUAUUAUAAAUUAUUGUCUACUUUAUUAAAUGAUUAUAAUAAUUUAAAAAAUAAAUGUAGCAAUAUUCCACCCAUUCCAGGGAUAACAACAAACAUUUCUGAACAAAGAUCUGUACAAAGCUUUGGACAAAAUUCUGAAGAUAUAUCAAGUUCGUCGAUAGCAAACAAUUUACUUAUAGUUUUAUCAAUAUUUGGUGCAAUAGCAUUUUUUUUAGGAAUUUCUUAUAAGUAUUCGUUAUUUGGAUUUCGGAAACAAUUUCAAAAACAAAAAUUAAGAGAAAAAAUAAAAAAUAUAAAGAAUAGAAUGAAUCAUUAA